AGAAGCUUAGUAAAGUUGAGGAUUGUGUAAAGGACAUUAGACAUUGGAUGUUAACUAAUUUCCCUCUACUUAAUUCUGAUAAAACAGAAGUAUUUUUGUUAGGCCCACGUGUAGCUAGAAGUAAUCUUUCUGAUUACAUGGUUACUCUGGAUGGUCUUUCUGUUUCAUCAAGUACAGCAGUUAAAGACCUUGGAGUGAUUAUUGACUCCAGUCUAUCAUUUGAUGCUCAUGUAGAUAAUAUUACUAGGAUAGCCUUCUUUCAUCUCAGAAAUAUUUCUAAAAUAAGAAACAUAUUGUCACUACAUGAUGCGGAAAUACUAGUUCAUGCAUUCGUCACCUCUAGAUUAGAUUACUGUAAUGCCUUACUGUCUGGAUGUUCCAUUAGGAAUAUAAAUAAGCUCCAGUUAGUCCAAAAUGCAGCUGCUAGAGUCCUAACUAGAACUAGAAGAUACGACCAUAUCACACCGAUAUUAUCAAUACUGCAUUGGCUCCCAUUAAAAUCUCGCAUUAACUAUAAAAUACUUUUAUUAACCUAUAAAGCACUAAACGGUCUUGCGCCACAAUAUCUAAGCGACCUUUUGGUUUUAUAUGAUCCGCCACGCCUACUUAGAUCAAAAGAUGCAGGCUAUUUGACGGUACCUCGAAUAGUGAAGGCUACAGCAGGGGGGAGAGCUUUCGCUUAUAGAGCCCCACGGUUAUGGAACAGUCUUCCUAUUAGUGUUCGGGACUCAGACACAGUCUCAGUGUUUAAGUCUAGGCUUAAAACGUAUUUGUUUACUCAAGCCUACCCUGACUAGAUUCUGUUCUACUUUCUCCCUCUCUCCUUUCGCCGAGCCCCACACGAAUUUAUGGAGAUACUAGAGAUCCAGAUCCUUUCUGCCUCUGGAUGGAGCUCAAAUCUUCUCUAAUUCCAGACUGCUGGGACUACGGCUGCUCCUAAGGCCAUACAGACUUCAUAUAAAUCCAUAAUGAACUUUUUCAUACUAACUAUUGUUACACAGAUGAGGAUGGGUUCCCUUCUGAGUCGGGUUCCUCUAAAGGUUUCUUCCUCUUAAAACAUCUUAGGGAGUUUUUCCUUGCCACCGUCGCCACUCAGUGGCUUGCUCAGUUGGGAUAAAUUCACACCUUUAAUAUCUGUAUACCAUGUUGAUAUUUCUGUAAAGCUGCUUUGAGACAAUGUCUAUUGUAAAAAGCGCUAUACAAAUAAAAUUGAAUUGAAUUGAACUUAA
Ictalurus punctatus (channel catfish) is the source of this 1229-nucleotide messenger RNA. RefSeq lists its product as uncharacterized. The coding region runs from base 48 to 797 and encodes 249 amino acids. The transcript has a single exon. The record is from RefSeq and is a predicted model, not a curated record. NCBI's taxonomy places the organism in Eukaryota, Metazoa, Chordata, Actinopteri, Siluriformes, Ictaluridae.